AUGCCAGAGUCAGACUCUAUCCCCGGAACAAUCCAUCUGGUGGAUGUUCAGCGCAAUCUGCGUGUUCGCCAUGCAGGUGGCGGUGAAGGUGACAUCGUCUUGGAUCCAGCGCCCUCUGAUGAUCCCAACGACCCUCUCAACUGGACGCCUCAGCGCAAGCGUCUAGCAUUAAUAUGCACAAACUUGUAUACUUGGUUCACUGGCAUGUCUGUUGCGACUGUGUACUCUGUUCUCGUACCUCUUGCACAACAGUCCAAGGUCUCAAUUGCGACACUGAAUGAGGGAACGGGUUAUAUGUACUUGCUUUUGGGAGUCGGGUUGUUGUUCUGGCAACCUUUCUCGUUGCGAUAUGGUAAACGGUUGACGUAUCUCAUCUCAAUUCUCGGGGCUAUUGGUACCAGUAUCUGGAGUGCCUAUGUGUCGGGCAACGGAGAAUGGAUCGCCAAGUGCAUCAUCCAAGGCUUCUUCGUCGCGCCCAUUGAAUCUCUCCCCGAGAUGUCUGUCACCGAUAUCUACUUCACCCACCAACGUGGCACUUACAUCGGUAUCUAUGCCCUCGCCCUCGCAGGAAGCAACUACUUUGCGCCCGUCAUCAGUGGCUUCAUCGCCGAGUACCAGGGCUGGCAAUGGGUCUUCUACUGGCCCGCCAUCUUCCUCUCGGCCGUCUUCGUGUUCUUGUUUCUCUUCAUGGAAGAGACCAACUACAUUCGCGUCGCGCGCGACAUCAACCGCCCCCAGAUCGAAACCUCCCGAGCGAGCGACGAGAAUACUAGCAAGACAGGCGAGAAAGAGGCAGAGGGCGGGAACCGCGAAGUCAAAGAGGCCGAUGAGGCAGCCCAAGAGUAUGCCAAACCCAAGACCUUUGUGCAGAAGAUGUCCCUCUGGAAUCCAUCUCCUGGCCAGAGCAUGGCGCGACAUGCUGGGCGUUCGAUUGAGUAUCUGUCGUGGCCCGUCAUUUUCUUCGCUGGCUUCUCUUACGGCUCGUACCUCAUCUGGUUCAACGUGCUCAACGCAACGGCAUCUAUUGUUCUCUCUGGUCCAGGAUACGGCUUCAAGCUAUCCAUGGUCGGCCUCAGCUACCUUUCCUGCUGCCUCGGUACCAUUAUCGCAUUUGCUGUCGCAGGACGUAUGAGCGACUGGCUAACCGUCAAACUCGCGCGUCGUAACAAUGGUAUCAUGGAAGCUGAGCAUCGUCUGUGGCCGCUCGCCAUUUGCGUCGUUGGUGUUCCUGCAUCUCUGAUCCUUUGGGGUGUUGGAGCGCAGCAUGGUGUGCACUGGUUCGGUUUGAUCUUUGCCAUGUGUGCUCUAUCGACCACGAGUGUGAUGGGCUUGAUCAUCAGCAUUAAUUACUUGAUUGAUAGCUACUAUGAUAUAAGUGGUGACGCUAUCACGACGAUUAUUCUGGUCCGAAACACGAUGUCCUUCGCAAUUAGCUAUGGCAUCACGCCAUGGAUCACCAACCUGGGAUAUCAGAACUGCUUCGUCUCUGCUGCAUUUAUUGCCUUGGCUGCUUGUUCUGCCGUGUUUGUCAUUAUCAAGUACGGUAAAGCGUUGCGUGUGCGCACUGCACCCAGAUACCACAAGUUGGUUGCAGACGACAAGAGGGUCAUGGGCGUGGCUUAG
Molecule: messenger RNA, 1623 nt
Organism: Fusarium pseudograminearum CS3096
Lineage: Eukaryota; Fungi; Ascomycota; Sordariomycetes; Hypocreales; Nectriaceae
Exons: 6
Coding region: 1-1623 (540 amino acids)
Biological process (GO): transmembrane transport
Molecular function (GO): transmembrane transporter activity
Source: RefSeq, a predicted model, not a curated record